AAGAUCAACACAGUCUUAUCGGUUGUUGACGACGAGUCGUAUUUCUUGCUUCGCGUAGCAGUAUUAAUACGGAGCUGUGCUUGAACGGUUGUGUCUAACGAUCGUGUACUCGUAUAUUCAUCGUUCGAUAAAAUCUUCUAUUCAACAACAUGCUGAAUUUACCGUUCACUUUUCGAGGCUUAAUGGCUCCUGUAUUUACGCCAUUCACUUCUAACGGGGAGUUAAAAUUGGAUAUCGUACCAUCGUAUGCGAAUUAUUUAGCUGAAUAUGGAAUCAAGGGAAUUCUUGUUAAUGGAACGACUGGAGAAGGUACGUCGAUGAACUUACAAGAAAGGAAAACAGUUGCGGAAGCUUGGUCGCAAACUGUGAAAUUUACAAAUCAACAUUUGAUGGUUCAAAUAGGUGGUGCAUGCUUACCUGACGUGAUCGAAUUAGCCAAACACGCAGAAAGUAUAAAAGCAAAUUCUAUGCUUUGUUUACCCGAACUGUACUUCAAACCAAAUACGUUACAAGAAUUAAUCGAUUAUCUGAAAACAAUAGCUCAAGCGGCACCAAAUACACCCUUAUUGUAUUAUCAUAUACCAUCCUAUACAAAUGUUAACAUACACAUGGGACAAUUUUUAGAAUCUAUACGAGAUGAAAUUCCAUCGUUCGUAGGUAUUAAGUUUACGAGUACUGAUCUAGUAGAAGGUUCACAAGCAUUGCACAUUAACAAUAAUCAAUACGUAAUAUUUCUUGGUUGUGAUCAGCUCAUCUCAGCUGGUUGCGCAUUAGGAAUUAAUUGUUUUAUAGCUACGAGUAUAAAUGUAUUUCCAAAACUGGUAAAAGAAUUGAUCGAGGCGAAUAAUUCGGCGGAAUUGUUACUAGCUAAAAAAAAACAAGAAGCUUUAACGGAGGCCGUUAAUAUCGUAUCGAAAUAUGGUAAUUGGGUCCAAACGAUGAAACACGCUAUGAAGGUUAUUAGUAUGCUUCAAGUUGGACCACCGCGUAAUCCAUUGAAACAACUUCCGGAUAAAUCUUUGAAAUGGAUGGAAGAAGACUUGAAAAAUCUCAAAUAUAUAAAUUAAUUCGUUAAUAAUAUUUAAUAUAUGAAUAUUAAAAUGAAAAAAGGGAUAUUCCGAGAAUUUCGAUUGAUAUAUCUAUUUAUAUCUUAUCUUGUUUCUUAAAUAAUACGGGAGAGGAACCGUAUUCAUUGACCUAAUUUUAUAAUAUAUUAAAAAUAUAUAUUUUAAG
This is a messenger RNA of Vespa mandarinia (Asian giant hornet), 1233 nucleotides long. RefSeq names its product N-acetylneuraminate lyase. Gene Ontology annotation, molecular function: lyase activity. Lineage: Eukaryota; Metazoa; Arthropoda; Insecta; Hymenoptera; Vespidae. The record is from RefSeq and is a predicted model, not a curated record.